This is a messenger RNA of Peromyscus leucopus (white-footed mouse), 11458 nucleotides long. RefSeq names its product catenin alpha 3 (gene Ctnna3). Gene Ontology annotation, biological process: cell-cell adhesion; cell migration. NCBI's taxonomy places the organism in Eukaryota, Metazoa, Chordata, Mammalia, Rodentia, Cricetidae. The coding region runs from base 207 to 2951 and encodes 914 amino acids. Gene Ontology annotation, cellular component: adherens junction; fascia adherens. The record is from RefSeq and is a predicted model, not a curated record. Gene Ontology annotation, molecular function: actin filament binding; beta-catenin binding; cadherin binding. The transcript is spliced from 19 exons.
UAGCCUCCCCUUCUUUUCUUAUCCUGGGUGAGUAGCGUCUCAGCUAAAGUGACUGCCCAACCGUCACUGUCUCUCAACUUGGUCCUCUGUAGCUCUGUGACUUUCAGGAGGCUUUUGCUUGUCCUCAGAGCUCUGCUUGGAAAAUCCCCCCCUCAAGAGCGGGACUCAAAGCACAUUGACUCUACAGGACGCGGCAGAAAGGCAACAUGUCGGCAGAGACACCAACCACUCUGAAUAUGGACAUUCGGGAUCUGCAGAUCCAGACAGUCACGGUUGAGAAGCUGCUGGAGCCUCUGAUAAUCCAGGUUACCACACUUGUAAAUUGUCCACAGAAUCCUUCCAACAGGAAGAAGGGACGUUCCAAGAGAGCCAAAGUUCUCCUGGCUUCUGUGGAGGAAGCAACUCGGAAUCUGUUAGACAAGGGGGAGGAGAUCGCCAAGGGAGCGGCAGUUUUAAAGGAGGAGCUCACAGCUGCGCUCCGGGAAGUUCACAAAGAGGGCAAUGCUCUGAAGGUAUCGGCCGAGAGAUUUACAGAUGACCCCUGUUACCUCCCGAAAAGGGAGGCUGUGGUUCAAGCCGCCCGCGCCUUGUUGGCAGCAGUGACAAGACUCCUUAUCCUUGCCGACAUGAUUGAUGUCAUGUGUCUCUUGCAGCAUGUGUCUUCUUUCCAAAGAACAUUUGAGUCUCUCAGAAAUGUUUCCAACAAAUCUGACCUCCAGAAGACCUACCAGAAGCUUGGGAAGGAGCUGGAAACCCUGGAUUAUUUAGCCUUCAAACGUCAGCAGGACUUAAAAUCUCCAAGCCAGAGGGAUGAAAUCGCAGGGGCCCGGGCCACCUUGAAGGAGAACUCGCCCCUCUUGCAUUCGAUUUGUUCAGCUUGUUUGGAACAUUCCGAUGUUGCUUCGCUCAAAGCCAGUAAGGACACAGUCUGUGAAGAGAUUCAGAAUGCUCUUGAUGUAAUUUCAAAUGCUUCCCAAGGCAUCCAGAAUGUGCCAGCACUUUCUGAACCUCAGGCAGCAACCCUGGGAAGCGCUCUUGAUGAGCUGGAGAAUUUAAUUGUCCUGAACCCACUCACAGUGACAGAGGAAGAAAUAAGACCAUCCCUGGAGAAACGUCUAGAGGCCAUCAUCAGCGGGGCUGCACUGUUGGCCGACUCUUCCUGCACCAGAGACUUCCACCGAGAGCGGAUUAUCGCUGAGUGCAAUGCCAUCCGCCAGGCUCUCCAGGAUCUGCUCUCCGAGUACAUGAGCAACACUGGAAAAGCAGAGAAGAGUAAUACCCUGAAUGCCGCCAUAGACAACAUGAGCAAGAAGACAAGAGACCUCCGCAGACAGCUCCGCAAAGCUAUUAUAGAUCACGUAUCAGACUCUUUCUUGGACACAACAGUUCCACUCCUGGUUCUCAUUGAAGCUGCUAAGAAUGGUCGAGAAAAGGAAAUCAAAGAAUAUGCUGCGAUAUUUCAUGAGCACACAGGCAGACUUGUGGAGGUGGCAAACCUUGCCUGUUCCAUGUCAACAAACGAAGAUGGGAUGAAAAUUGUCAGAAUUGCCGCAAAUCACCUGGAAACCCUGUGUCCACAGAUCAUAAAUGCUGCACUUGCUUUGGCAUCAAGACCCAAGAGUCAAGUGGUCAAAAACACCAUGGAUAUGUAUAAGCGCACAUGGGAGCAUUACAUCCAUGUUCUCACUGAAGCAGUGGAUGAUAUCACCAGCAUCGAUGACUUCCUAGCUGUAUCUGAAAGCCACAUCCUGGAAGAUGUCAACAAAUGCAUCAUAGCCUUGAGGGACCAGGAUGCAGAUAACUUAGACCGAGCUGCAGGUGCCAUCCGAGGACGAGCUGCAAGAGUAGCUCACAUUGUCACAGGGGAAAUGGACAGUUAUGAACCAGGGGCUUACACUGACGGUGUGAUGAAGAAUGUCAACUUCCUCACAGGCACGGUGAUUCCAGAGUUUGUGACACAAGUCAAUGUUGCCUUGGAUGCCUUAAGCAAGAACUCGCUGACUGUGCUUGAUGAUAAUCAGUUUGUGGACAUCUCCAAGAAGAUCUACGACACAAUCCAUGAUAUCAGAUGUUCAGUCAUGAUGAUUCGGACUCCAGAAGAACUGGAGGAUGUUUCUGACCUUGAAGAAGAUCAUGAGGUCCGGAGUCACGCCAGCAUUCAGACAGAAGGGAAAACUGACCGAAGCAAAAGGAAAGCUACAGAUAAAUCCAUUCACCACUUACACUUGUGGGGGCAUCAGGCUAAGAUGACUCAACUGCCCGAGGCAGAGAAGGAAAAGAUUGCCGAGCAAGUCGCUGAUUUCAAGAAGGUGAAGAGCAAGCUGGAUGCUGAGAUCGAGAUCUGGGACGAUACGAGCAAUGACAUCAUUGUUCUCGCCAAGAAGAUGUGUAUGAUCAUGAUGGAGAUGACGGACUUCACGAGGGGAAAAGGACCACUAAAGCAUACCACUGAUGUAAUCUAUGCAGCUAAGAUGAUAUCAGAGUCAGGAUCAAGGAUGGAUGUUCUCGCUCGGCAGAUUGCUAACCAGUGUCCAGAUCCACCUUGCAAACAGGACUUGCUGGCUUAUCUGGAACAGAUUAAAUUCUACUCCCACCAGCUGAAAAUCUGCAGCCAAGUUAAAGCUGAGAUCCAAAACCUGGGGGGCGAGCUCAUCAUGUCAGCCUUGGACAGUGUCACCUCCCUGAUCCAGGCAGCCAAAAAUUUAAUGAAUGCUGUGGUGCAAACAGUGAAAAUGUCGUACAUUGCUUCCACCAAGAUCAUCCGCGUCCAGAGUUCUGCAGGGCCCCGCCACCCGGUUGUCAUGUGGAGAAUGAAGGCUCCGGCAAAGAAGCCCUUGAUUAAAAGAGAGAAGCCAGAAGAAACAUGUGCCGCUGUCAGAAGAGGCUCAGCAAAGAAAAAGAUCCACCCCGUUCAAGUCAUGAGUGAAUUUCGAGGGAGACAAGUCUACUGAGGCUCUAGUCCACUCCAGUGCCCAUUGCCACACCCCAGGCCAACCGCACUGCUUUAUUUCACAGUUCAUUGGUUCUUUAAUUUCACUAAGUUUCAGAGUUAAGCUCACAAAUAACAUAAAGCAUUGGGGUUAAGCCACUGUGCACGGUGUGUAUUUGGGGUCCUGUCUCUGUCAUCUCUCUAUAGCCAGCACAGCCCAGUUAAGUUGCAGGUAGUACCUAGGGAAUACAAUUCACAAGUGUCAUUUGAGCCUUGCCCUUCACAGGGAAGAGCUCAUGUUCAUUAUGAAAUGAAUACAAGAGACAAAGUGAGUUCUGCUUACCCAGAAAUGUUUGUGCCCACACAUUCUUGAUCUUUGUGAAGGAAGACACUGUCAUAAGCUUUCCCCUUCUGCUUUUCAUUAGACACAAGAGACUUUAUCAACUAUUUUCCCAAUUAGUGUCCAUACUUUAACAGAUCUAACCUAGUACCUAACCUGGCAGAAAUGUGCUGUUCUUGCCAUAGGAAAAAAAAAUUUCAAUUUCUAGAUCUCCCUACCCAUUGGUAGUUGGUUAGUUGACUGUAACCAAAUGCGCAUGGUCAAGCUUCUUAGUUGGUUUUGAAAGUCAGGCAUGUUGUUAAAGAAGUGCUUUGGUGACACACCAAGGCUCCAAGGACUUUGGAGGCUCUUUGCACCUUUGAUUUCUACUUUGUUCGGAAGUUCUGUACUCUUAGUGUUGGGCCAACCUCAGCACACAUAUGUAGAGUUGGAAAAAUGAAUUUGUUUUUGUUGAUUUGUUUGUUCAGUACUUGGAUUCAAACAGCAUUGCACAUGCUAGGCAAGUGGUCUGCUCUUGAGCUACACACCCAGCCCUUCUGUUAGAGAAAUGAGACACUGAAUUAUAGCGCAGAGUAAGUCUAUACAAUAGAGGAAACCAAAGGAAUUUUGCAUGAUUCUAAAAAUCUCCUUGUAUCCAUUUGCAAUUGUCAUUAUAACAAAAGACCAGUUUGCAAAGCCUUUUGACACUGAAUGAAAUCUACCACCCAACAAUGAAGCUGAAUUAAUGACAAUGAGUUUGGAGUGAUUUUAAUAACCACCUUUCAGUGAACGACACUGGGGUUAUUUUAUAUGUCCAUUGACUAUGGUUAACUAUAGCUGAGUUUAUGAUGGACUCUGUAGUAGUCUAAGAGAGUGGAACAUAACAGUGAUAUCCCUUUUUCUUUCCAUCACUUACCUCUCCCUUUUAUCUUCCUCUCUUUCUUCACACUGUGCUGUAUAUCAGCUGUGUUGCAGGGGUGAAGCUUCAGUUUCCUCAUGCCAUGCUCAAAGAUUGUCUCUCCCUUUAUUUCAUUUUACUGUAUCAGAAUUCUUCUAUAAUGAAGCUCUUCACUUUUACAACACUGCCCUUGAAGAGUCAUUUUGACACUUUCAAUUUGUCAAUUAAUAUUUCUAUAUGUAACAUAAGUUGGUGUUAAGAGGACCACUUGAACAUGAAGCAAAAGGAAUUAUAAAGGUUGGGAAUUCUUUGUGCAAUCUCUUGAACAAAAAAGAAAAGAAGGUUUAGCAGAUGAUUCUGUUAUUGAGGUGAAUAUUAACUCUUUUAAUAUGUUGAAUUAUUUCAUUCUUCCAAAGUGCUGGGGUGGUUGCCUGGGAUCUCUACAAAACUUUGUAGGGCCUAGGAGGAAUCCCUAUGUUUCUUCUGUCAUCUUGCCCUAAGGAUUUGCCCAUAAUAAUUAUUCUGAACAAAGUAUGCUUUCAUAAUGAGAGGCAGAAUUCAGUCUUCCAGGUAAUGCUGGCUUUCAAUGUUACCUGCACAAAUGAGACAAACAAAGAGCCACUGCUAUUGAAAUGCUACCGUAGGGUUCUAUACUCAGUGGAGAGCAAUUUUAGCAUGGACUUCUCUUGGGUACAAUGCAGAUUUAUAAUUUGGGGAACAAUGAAUUUCCUAAAAAUAUACAAAAACAACCUCAUAUAGGCCAGAAUCACAAAUCUUUGCAAAAUCCAGGGUUCCUCUUGUCCCACAUGAUCCUUCUACAUACUGGAAUUUAGAAUGAACUAUUGGAAGAAAAUAAUAACAACAGAAAUCAUUUUAAAUGAUGCAAAUAUCGGAUAACUUGACCCAAAAUGAGAUAUAAUCAAGGCCUUCACUUUGGUACAGUAUUCUAGCUAAGCUCCAAACAAACAGCUAUAAUUAAACAAAACAAUAAAAUGUUUGACUUGGUGAAUGCCCACGGAGUACAUUUUUUUUUGUAGCAAUCUAAGGUGUAAUAAAAACAAGAGGUGUAAAGCUGAGAAGGACACCUGUCUACCUGAGAAACACCUGCAGCAACAGUAUAUUAGCUGGAUUCAAACAAUGGGUGACACGAACAUCUACAGACGAAGAACUUGUGGAAGAGUGCUUGCAAAUGUUUACAGCAGAGAGCACAAUUAGAUAAGUCUGGACAAUAAGUAUUCUCUCUAUAUAUUAAUAUGGAGGCAUUUCUUCUGCCAGGGAAUGCUGGGAAAUCUUUAAGGAGAGUGAUAACUUGAUAACUUAGUGUACACCUUUUGAAAUCAGACCAUUUUGAUUGAUUUUGCUAGUGAAAGCUCACCUGUCCUUUGUAGUAAAAUUAAUUCCCAUCCUCUUACUUAGAAAAGUGCACUUGGAAAGAAGUUUUAUACUAUCUACAAGGACAGCUGCAUCUCUACUUCACCACCUACAUUGUUGCCAAGUGUGUUGUUAGAUUCAAAGUAGUCUAGAUUCAGAAUAAUUCAGAAAAUACUCAUGAAGUCAUCAAACAUAAAAGUUGAUAAAUACAAAUUCCAUCUUUUAACUAAAUAAAAAUGUUAGGGAAUAGUAUUUCUUUCUAUUGAAGUUUCUAGAAAUUUUUGAGUAUCUCAGGAAAUUAGGAAAGCAUCCAAUUUCAAGCUAUACUGUCAAUCAUUCUUCUCUGUUUCUCUUGUGAUAUGAGUGUGACCUCUGAAUGUGCUAGGAGAUACAUUAUAGUCCUAAUAUUCCCACAUGCCAUCUGAGAUUGAGAAAUCUUGUAACAUAAAUAUAACACAUCCGCUCCUCAUGAAGUCUCUUCCUCACAUAGGAUAAGGAACCUGCAACUGAACACAGAGGCCUAUUCUUGUAACCUUUCACUGCAGACUAAUUUCAAAGAUCAAUUUUUAACUCAUUAUAAAUGGAAAACCUAAAACUGUGAAUAUGUAAUGAAGUUCCCACUGGGGUUUUCAAGUCUCUUAAUACUAAUGUUCCCCAGAUUCAACAGCAAGCUGCUGAAGAUACUAGGCUUUGACAAUGGGAAAGAUGAUCUCGGGUUCUUAAACCUUCACUUUGGAGACUAGAGAGAUGGCUUGGGCAGUAAUUGCUUGCAAUGCUAAAGGAGCUCUGGCUUCUGAGUACCUACACCCACAUAAAAAAAUCCAGAUAAUAGGAUAACCUUGUAAUUCUGGUGCCAGAGAGAGAGGGUUCCUAGCACUCUCUGGCCAACAUGGCCAGCCAAAUAUGCAAGCUCCAGGUUCAAUGGGAGUCUCUGUCUCAAAAGAGUAAGGUAGAGUGAUUGAGGAAAAUAACCAAUGCUGACACCUGGACUCCACAUCCAUUCACUUCUAUUAACGUGCACCAACACACACACAAACACACACACACACACCACCACCACCACCACCACCACCUCACUUUCUAGGUGAUCUUAUCUUACAUAAGUGAGCACUCAGUAUCUUCUUAACUGACUAUAAUGUCUACUAGAUGACAAAGUCAAGCUAACCCAUCCAAGCAAACUCCAGUUAUUGUCACUGGUCAAAUACGAAGCACCCAGUAAUUUCCCCUCCCUUUUUUUCCUAGUAGGUUACCCUAUAUGUAAAUAGACUAACAUAUUUUUGGGGACUUUAGUUAAAGUUAUAGUUUAAUUUCCACCAGAGUCAUUUCUUCAGCCUUCCUACUUCCCCAAACACGCUUAUCUUCUUUGGUGUCUCAUUUUGAUGCUAGGGAUUGUAGUUCCCAUGGAUACAGACUUCUGUACUGAGGCAAUGUGAGAGAAAUGAGAUCCGAGAAUUUUCCUGGUGAAAUCGACCAUUCUGUUUUAGUAUUGUAAUAAGCAGUUCUCUGGGUGGACAAAAUAGGCACCAGAACCUGAAUUUGAAUGAAAUCCACAUGUUUUAAUCAGCCCAUCCUUGGUUAAGGCAGCCUUCCAAAUAUACUGUCAGUGAUCAAAUGGCCAUUUUUGUUGCAAAGUCAGAAAUGGUUCAGUGAUUAGAAAAUCAAAUGCACCUGGAUAAAAAGAGUAUAGCUUGCACAGGAUUUCAAUGUUUUCAGGGAAAAAAAUGGCUGCAGCAUCGGAUAUAUUUACCUGUAUAUCACACAUCAGGAGACAACAUUUAUUCACAGGAAAGGUCUGCAUCUUCUUUUAUGGCUCUUUCCACCUGGUUAUUGCUAAGUUUCAAACCCUGGGACUAGUGGCCGAAGUGCCUAUUUAACAUAACAUAUUAACUUGGAUGCCAGCUUCCCCAGCAUCCCUCAGUGGCCACCUGUUACAGGGUUCGGCUGGUAUAUCCUGGCCCCUGCCCUUUACCCUGACUUCUCUAGCCCAGAGGUGGGGCUGUCCUACCCCCAGCUGCCCUUCCUUAUAUUAUUCAACAUUUUGGUUUCCCUGUUCUCUUUUGGGGACUCCUGGCUGCUGCACCUGGUUCCCCUGUCCCCCCUUCUCCUUUCCCCUCCCUCCUCUCUCAUCACAUGACUCAGGGUCAUGUCCUUGCCUCUGACUAUGUUCUCCCUGUAUCUACAAUAAACCUUUUCCAUCAUAUCUAGGAGUGAUCAUGUCCUUUCCUUCUUUAUGUCCUUUUCCCCCAUUCAGUUAUAGAAAGUUUAAGAUCAGGAUUUUGUGUGUUACCACAAGAUAACACAUGAUGUAUGUGCAGAGUAGUCAGAGUUUUCAUUUUUGAGCCAUUGAGUCAAAUUGGGAAAGAGAACAUGGAUGCUAUUAAAAGGGUGCGUGUAACAGAAUGUGUCCUAAAGUUAAGUUUAUAGAUACUACCCUAGAUAUUUAAAAGAUAAAGAAUUAGAAUGAGAGGCCUAAAUAAUUCUUCUUUUCUUAAGCAAUUCACAUAAAAAGAACUUUUUUUCUUAAAAUAAAUAUGAAAUGGGUUAAAAUAUGAAUCAUUUUACAAAUGAAUACACCCUCAUAAAUUUCAUAAAGUACAAAUAACCAUUCCUUGAACAAUCCAAAAUAAAGAAGGUAACACUAACAGAAAUACUACCUUCAACCAGUACCCACCCAGAGAGACUCUCAUCUGUAGGUAGUAGGUGCUCUGUGGGUCUAACCCUCUUGUCUGUCAUGGGAGGGUGGAUUGCUCAUGCUAUCUUAUGGCAUCCCCACUCCUGUGGGAAACUGUUUCCACUGGGAACAAAAUACCAGGAGGAAAUAAGUGUAGACAGACUAUUUCUAAAGAAACAUGAGUAAAGAAAGACCAGAGGGAGGGGAAGGAAUGUGAAUGUUAUUUGCAGAAAUAUAUAACUUUUAUAGACAGUGUGUGAUGGAGAUGGGGAGAGUUUGGGAUUCUAUGAAGAUUAAGUGGACUCAUUCUGAGGAAGAUUUAAAGAUUUUUAAGGGUAGAAUUGGACAUUUGUCUUGAUGUCUUGUUAGUUUGGUAAGGUCAUGUCAGAGGCAAAAAAAAAUGAUCUAGAUAGGUCUUGACUAUGAUUUAGUAAUGUUUUAUGCAGUGUUUCUCAAUGCUUUAAGAAGCAUACAUUUAACCAUUCCUCAGGCUGAUGCAAGUCUAUCUUUGGUCCAACACCCAGCAGCAUUUCCACCCACUCAUCUAACAACUAUUCCUUAAGUAGCUUUGAUGCUCCAAGCACUGUUCUAUGUUCUGAGGUCACAGCAGCUGACAAAGCCAUGGUCUAUGUUCUAGUGUCAGCUCUGCUACAUGACAACUAUCACCUGUAUCAUACUCUCAGUAAUCUUAUAGGAGGUACAUCAACUCCACCUCACAAGUAAGAGAAAUGGAGGAUUACAAAUGAUGAUCUUGUUUAGAGAUUGGCUUUAUUUUGUUUUAUUGCAUUUCGAGUUCUACGCUAAGCCCUCAUACCAGCCAAGCUGUUCGUGAAAUUAGUCUAAAAUUUUCAGUUGCUAACAAUGUGAUACACAUUUUCAAAUCAUGGCUGUUUUCUGUGAAGAAGAGGGGGAAAAGGGAAAUGUUUCAAAAUUAUUAAUGCUUAGCCUACAUCACCCAAGGAAAAUAGGAGUCAUAUAAAUACUAAGCUGCAUAGCGUUACCUCCCAGAGCUGGAUAUAGAACAUGAUGGUAUAAGAAUGUCUAUAUAUAUUUUGAUUCUUUGAUAUCCAGGCACAUUGUUUAUGUUAUUGUAGAAGGGAAAGCUUCCAUGGAAAUAUCCUCAUCAGCACUUGUUCAUCAUUAGUCAGUGAAAACCCAUUUGGGCAAUAUUUCUUUAUCCUUUUCCUGCUGGUAUAUAGAUUUAAACCUGUGGGUUGCAAAAGGUUAAGUCAACUGUUCAUCAAAUAAGGUAGUUUUCCUGAACUUCAGACUUAAACUGUAGUUAACAUGUUCUCUUCUUUGUACACAAAAUGUAUGUGUAGUGCAUGUGCCCAACUACAGGUAAACUGAGUCCUUUGGCUGCCCAUAAUACUCUCUGGAGUCUGAAGGCCCGCCUUUUUUGCCUGUUUCUGGACCAGUUUCCAGAUCUUGGGACCUAGAGAGUUAACUGCAUUUCUGAUUCUUCUUAUGAUAAAACCACAGAAGUUUUCUCAAACUAGGAAUGCGUUUCUUUGACUCCUCACUCUUGUUCCUGAUUUUCAUGAUAAUCCUUUUCAGCUGCAGGUGCAGGAAUUCCACAAGGAAAGAAUUGUCCUUUAAGUAAGCACACAUCCUCAAAAAUCACAUCUAAUUACCUCCUAGAACAAGCAAACACCACUUAAAUAAUGUUAGCAGAAUGGUCCUCCUGCUUCCAUUUCAAUUGGUGUAUUUUCUAAUCCUAAUGGUUUCUACCCUGGGCAUGUUUCAGAGGGAUGCUUAUGUUUAGUCCUGGGUAUUUGUUUGUAAAGGUCUGUUGCCUCUCUUUAAAUACUUUAAAGGCUCAUUUCAAUAGUUAUAUCCCUAGUUCAGAAACUUGUGGACAUUUUGUUUGCUUUUUUUGUUUUUUCCCUAUUUGGAGAGCCAGAGAUUUGGCAGCCCCAGGCAAACCCUUGGUGUCUGAUAUCAGCGUGUUAUCUUUGUAACUGACCUGACUCUCUCUCUUUGUAUUAUGCCCUAAGAGUGCAGCUUAUCUGAGUGGCUUUCUUUGACCUUGGCCUGUCAGUAUCAGAUUUGGACCAGAAUGCUUACUCAAAAACAAAGGAGUAUCUCUGAGAUGUUAGUGCAUCCUCUCAGUUAAACAGAAUUUUCCUCCUUCCCAAGGCUUUAAGUAUAGAAUUAACUUUACAAUAGACUGCAGAGAAAGUAUUCCAUUGCCUGCCAAACCUUCUGUCAUGAGAGUUUUCUAUUCUUCCAUGUUGGUAAACAGUGUAUCCAUGGGGAAUAAAUAACAGCACUUCAGCAACUGUCUGAUGGGGGUAAGAUGUGCUGUUGGUGUGGUUGAAGCUUCUUUUUAUAUCCUGUGGUUCUUCCAGAGAGCAUUUUCCAAAUGACAGCAUCAUCUGUCCUCUGUAGCUGCAGCUAACAAGCCCAGAAAACAGAGCUGGAUAGAUGCUUUCUCCAAAUUUAGUGCUUAAGAGUUGAGGAUGAAAACAAAAUUUUCCUUGGAAAAACUAUGUGAUUAAAUAGUAAUUAAAAGUUCUAGUGAAAGAUCUUCAGGAUCUUUCAUUUUAGUUUGCAUUUUAAUUAUGAUUACUUGCUUUACGUACUUUUGCAAGCAAUGACUUAAUAGCUUAAACUUAGUGACAUCUCUGCUGAAAUAUGCACAUUGUAACUUAGGAUAAAGACAGCCUUGAGAGAGCCUAGGUGAAAUGAAAUUGGUCAACAAUAGUCCCCUUCAUUGCAGAAAUACCUUGAGAACUCCACUGGGUACCAUCUGAAGUAUUUUUAAACCAUUUUGUUUGUAUCUCUCCCCUUGCUGUGUAGAGGCAGAGUGAGGCUGGUGAACUGCCUAUUAUAGUAAUGGACAAUUCAAAGCAGUUUUGUGUUUUAGCUACAGAUAAAGUCUGGCAAAAAGCACUGUAGACCUUUUUGAUCCAUCUUGGUCUUUAAAGCCAUUCUCACCAAUCAAUAAAAUACUUCUGUGGAGUAGGAAGUGAUCUAUAAUACCCAGAACAUUGACACAGAAGACCGGAUACUCCUUGUUUGAAGUUCUGCAUGUUGUUAUUUUUGUGUGUGUGUGUGUGUUUAAUUGAAGUAAUUGAUUGAUUGAUUGUUCUCCUUAUGCUCUGGGUUGUGCUAUUAAUACAUGUAACACUGGGUUGGAUUUGAAGUUAUAUAGUAUGAGUUAUGCAUUCACUUGAUUUCUCAUUUCUACACUUGUCAUUUUGUAGUUCAUUACAAAAUUGCUCAACUGAUAAUUAAACCAGGUACAUUAAAGGAAUAAAACUGAAA